Mus pahari (shrew mouse) is the source of this 1420-nucleotide messenger RNA. Its product is annotated as protein FRA10AC1 homolog. Lineage: Eukaryota; Metazoa; Chordata; Mammalia; Rodentia; Muridae. Gene Ontology annotation, molecular function: phosphatase activity. The record is from RefSeq and is a predicted model, not a curated record. Gene Ontology annotation, biological process: dephosphorylation. Bases 197 to 1144 code for a protein of 315 amino acids. The transcript is spliced from 14 exons.
AGCGGUUCCCAGCCGGUACCCGUAGGACCAAGGCGUGCAGCUCGCGGUGGCAGUGGCGCGGGCGGGCGGCGGCGCUGCGUGGCUCUGGAGGACCGGCGCGGACCUGCAGCGGCUCGCUGAGGCCGCGGCUCGUCGCUGCAGCUGUCAGGACUCUUGGGGGCGAACUUGCCAGACAGAGAGGAGCGGAAGGGAAGGGAUGCACGGGCAUGGAGGCUAUGACUCUGAUUUUAGUGACGAUGAGCAAGGCGGAGCCUCCAGCAAAAAGAGGAAGAAGACAGUCGAAGAUGAGUUGCUGCUUACAAAACCGUUUCAAAAAGAAAGGCAUGGAAAGGUGGCCCAUAAACAGGUUGCCGCAGACUUGCUCGACAGGGAAGAAGCAAGAAAUAGAAGGUUUCAUCUCAUAGCUAUGGAUGCUUAUCAAAGGCACACAAAGUUUGUAAAUGACUAUAUUUUGUACUAUGGUGGCAAAAGAGAGGAUUUCAAGCGGUUAGGGGAGAAUGAUAAGACAGAUCUGGAUGUUAUACGAGAAAAUCAUAGAUUCCUAUGGAAUGAGGAGGAUGAAGCAGAUAUGACUUGGGAGAAGAGACUUGCAAAGAAAUACUAUGAUAAAUUAUUCAAGGAAUACUGCAUAGCUGAUCUCAGUAGAUACAAAGAAAAUAAGUUUGGAUUUAGGUGGCGAAUAGAAAAAGAAGUAAUUUCAGGAAAAGGCCAGUUUUUUUGUGGAAAUAAAUAUUGUAAUGAAAAAGAAGGCCUGAGGAGCUGGGAAGUCAACUUCGGUUACACUGAGCACGGUGAAAAGAGAAACGCACUUGUUAAAUUAAGAUUAUGCCAAGAAUGUUCCUUUAAAUUAAACUUUCAUCACAGGAGAAAAGAAAUCAAGUCAACAAAAAGAAAGUCUAAAACCAAGACUGAGAAUGACGAGUCACCUUGUAAGACAUCCAGAUCAUCAUCUUCAGAGGAAGCUUCCAAGGGGGAGGAUGAAGGACAUUCAUCCUCAAAGAAGUCAGAAAAUUCUAGAAACAGGAACUCCGAUGAGGAAGACAGUGCUUCAGACUCUGAGCUCUGGAAGGGUCCGCUGCCAGAGACAGAUGAGAAGUCACAGGAAGAAGAAUUUGAUGAUUAUUUUCAGGAUUUGUUUCUGUGAGCUGGGAGAGAGAACCUUAUUCCUUGGUGAGGAAAUGUACAGACACUCGCUGAGUGUGUCCAUGCUGUUGAGUCUGGACAGCCACUGGGAUAGAUCCUUCAGCAGCACGGGGCAUUUCAGACAUUUCCUCCUGCACUUGCGUGGCUUCUCGGCUGCUUAUCUAGAACCUGGUUUUGGCUCUAGCUCUCCAGUUUAUGAUAAACUUGUUUCAAGUGUCAUUUGAAAUGAAGUGACUGGCAUUGAGCUGUAAAUAAAUUAUUUAGUGUCUUAUUCUAA